AUAAUAACAACAAUAAUAAAUAUCUUCAAGAACGUGAUAAUAAUGAUUAUGCUGACUCUGUAUCCGAUUAUGAUAACGAUGAUGACAACGAUUCGAAUAGUAUUGAAUAUCAAUUACGGCAAUUAGGUUUCAAUCUUAAGCAUAUCGUUUAUCUAUAUGCUCGUAAUCAUCCAGAAAAUAUAACAAUGUCAUCGAUGUUAACAUCAAUCAAUCCUGAUUCAUCAUCAUCAUCAUCAUCAUCCUCAGCGACAGGGAUGAAAUCAAAUCGUUAUCAUCACCAACGUCAUGCUCAAAUAAAAUCAAAACCACAAAAUCUUUCCGGAUUAUUAUCUGAUGAAUUUCUUGGAUCCAUCAUAUUUAUAACGGCAAUUGAUUCGAAUCAAUUUCAAUUGGCCAAAAGUUUCAUAAAUUCUUUUGAACAUUUUCGUCAUAUCGGCAAAAUGGUAGCCGAGUACAGCAACAAAAUUCUUCUAAUUUUGAGCUAAUGAUUUAUGAUCUUGGUUUAUAUCCCGAUCAAUUGAGUCAGAUUGAACGGCUAUGUCAACGGGAAAAAAGAAAUAGAAAACGAAUAUUGUGUACAAUUCGUACAUUCCAAUAUGAUAUCUAUCCAUCACAUAUAUCCGAUUUGCGAAUGGCUGCAUAUCGUUCGAUUAUUAUACAAGAAAUGUUACGUGAUAUCAAAUUAACACGACAAUAUCGUCAAAAACAUUCGAUUCAAAACAAUAAAAAUUAUAUCCGAAAUAAGAACGAAAAGAUAUCCAAACGAAAUUUCAAUAAAACAUCGACGACGACCAUAAUUUGGAUGGAUCCACAAUAUCAUUUUAUUGAUUCCAAACAUUCGAUCAUUGGACAAUUACAAUCUAAAAUUCUCCAUCAAUCAGCUAUACUGUCAUGGCCAAUCGAGCAACCAACAUCAGCAUUGACACAUCCACGAAUGUUUGAAUAUUUUCAUACGACCAAGGAGAAUUUUUAUUUUCAUCGUAUGAUUCGUCCUGAUCAUUUGAUGAUCACCAUAAAUGACAAAACAUGGAAACCAUUCGAAUGGGGUAUCAUGUUACCUUGGGUUCGUUGUGCCUUGACCAGUGAUUGUAUCGCACCAUUGGGUAGCCAAUGGCGAUCUACAUGUCGAUUGGAUAAGAAACCACAUUAUCGUUAUAGUGGUUGCCAUCAUUAUGAUAUGUCCGCAUUGAAUGUCGUUCUAGGUAUUGCAUUCAAUUUUUCAUCCACACCAUAUUCAGCACGUUUAUCACAGCGUUUUUUUUGGCCAUUUAAUAGGCCAAUGCCAAUUGAAAAGCAAAAUAGUCAAGAUGAUAAUGAAGAUGAUGAUAUUAUGUUUGAAUAUCAAUUUGAAGAUGGUGAAGAUCAACAAACAAACAAUGUUCCUGGGAGAUAUGAUCUAGUUAUGAAUGAUGAUGAUAUACCGGAAGAAUUUUUUGAUCAAUCGCACUCACAGAAGAAAAAAUCUUCGGGAUUUCUUUUCUCAUCAUCAUCCUCAUCAACAUCUUCUGGGUCUUCAUAAAAAUUUAAAAUGGAAAAAAAAACAAAAUCCAUUACUAGUCGUAGAAAUCUUGUUUUACAUGAAAAAUUCUCUUAAAACUCAAUGUGAUAUUCAAAAAAUGAUUUCCGGUUUGUCAUCAAAAAAAAACUUCGCGAUAAAUACCUCAUUUUUAUUGCUAAAAAUUUGCAGGUCAUCCUUGGGUUUUUUUUGUCAAAUGUUUCUGAACAUAAAAUUGAGAUUGAACUUACCCGCCACCAGAAUUUGUUGAUUACUGAUCGGAAAAGGAUCGUUUUGAAAACCUGUGAACUGUGGAUGUUAUUCUUCCUAUAUUGGUGGUGGUUAUUCGUCGCACUUUAUUCUACAUGUUUGUUCUUAUAAUUCCAAGUCAUAAUAUAUGAUGAAUAUUCCAAAUUCUUAGUGUUUCAUUAUCAAGCUAGUCGAAAAUUAUCGCGAAAAAAAACAAGACACUUGUUCUACGUCUACUUAUUUGAUAUCCAGAUGAUCUUUAUUUAUUUUUAAAAAAUUCAUAUCAUGACAAAUAUUGUUACUAUUAUAAUUCACAAGUUCCAUACACAAAAAAAAAUUUCCAAAUCACAAUUUCCAAGUAAAAAACAUUCGUAAGAAAAAAAUAAAACAAUUCGAAUGGAAUACAUCAUUUUUAUCCAAGAAAAAAAGCCUUAAUUUCGUAUGUGUGUGAUGUCUAUGUCUGAAUCCAUUUUUUUUCUUCACUAUCAUCAUCUUAUUGGUCCAACACAACAUCGAUCACCUAUCGAAUCAUCUCACACAAUUGAUCUUAAUUGAUAAUAUAAAUAUAAAACAAAAUGUGAAAAAAAUUUUUUACAUGACACAUACAAAUGUUUUAUUGUUUCAAGUUUUCAAAAAAAAAUUCUUCGAAAUUAAUGA
This is a messenger RNA of Dermatophagoides farinae (American house dust mite), 2401 nucleotides long. The record is from RefSeq and is a predicted model, not a curated record. Lineage: Eukaryota; Metazoa; Arthropoda; Arachnida; Sarcoptiformes; Pyroglyphidae.